AUGCAUGUAUGUGAUCUGCAGAAGCUAGUCAGGAUCCAACUUGCAUUUAAUACAUUUCCAUAGAUGUUCAGUUGCCUUUUUCUGCCAACUCCUGAGCUUUCAUCCAAGAGAAAUCAGUGUUUGCUUUGCAAGAAAAAGUAUCUCGAAGGAGAGAAGAUUCAAGGAGGAACUGAAAUAGAGAGAGGGUCCUUUGCAAACCAGUAUCAAACAGAUCCCAGUCACUUGUAACGUCUGCCCUGCCAUUGGAAUAACAUAAUGAGACUCCUGGGCAACCCAGAGAGAAGUGUAAAUAACAGCAGUUACUAAUAAGAACACCGUUGAAUUUUGAAACACUUUUGCAUGCUUUAAUUUCUCCACAUUUUAAGUAAUUAUACUAAUUAUGAGAGUGCUGUGUGUAAACCCUAUUAGUUGUUUGGUCACAAAUAAGAACAAAAGUCAUUUCAAAUAUA
Messenger RNA from Mandrillus leucophaeus (drill), 449 nucleotides. Its product is annotated as chromosome unknown open reading frame, human C3orf79. The record is from RefSeq and is a predicted model, not a curated record. NCBI's taxonomy places the organism in Eukaryota, Metazoa, Chordata, Mammalia, Primates, Cercopithecidae.